Molecule: messenger RNA, 172 nt
Organism: Acaulospora colombiana
Lineage: Eukaryota; Fungi; Glomeromycota; Glomeromycetes; Diversisporales; Acaulosporaceae
Source: the annotation of a GenBank genome assembly
UUUGGCUCAUAGCUUUAUCCUGAAUUUUACACCCAUGUCAAAAAUAGAAGGAGAAUUUGAGCCAAAGUUAUGGACUGAGCUCAUAUCUGAUCUACUUGUCAUAAUCGAAACUGAAUAUCAUAAGGAAAUUGAAUCUAUUUGCAAUUACCUAUUUAGUCCUCUUUGUAAAAAA